Messenger RNA from Ceutorhynchus assimilis (cabbage seed weevil), 850 nucleotides. The record is from the annotation of a GenBank genome assembly. NCBI's taxonomy places the organism in Eukaryota, Metazoa, Arthropoda, Insecta, Coleoptera, Curculionidae.
CAGUAUUGGUCCUGGUGGUACCUUCUGUCAUCUAUUCUCUGUCAAAAUUUUUCGUUUUCAUCAUGCCCAUUCCAAAAUUAUUCUCAACAUUCUAAACCCAUUCAAAAUUUAAAAUUCAUAGUCACAAAGAAAUGUUCGUACUGAAAACCUUUAUCAAAAAUACCCUAAUAAACAAUCUCGCACCCAUCAUCAAGACCACCAGUUUUUUAGAGCUUCAACAAAGAUUCGCCCAUUCUAAAAGAAGCAUCUACCCGAAAACCCCGGAUCUGAUUUACGUGCCCCAAGUUCUAAGAUGGAUCAGAAACAAGUGGAAGUUUAGGGCGUUGAAAAAGUGUUGGGAUCCUGAUUUUUCUGAAGGAGCUUUCAUUUAUGGCACAACUCGGGCUGUGUGUAAAAUAACAGACAUCAUUAACCGAGGCCAACCUGAGGAAUUGGAAAACCUACUAACAUUUUCUGCCAAAGUUAAGCUUGUGGAUUACAUGAAGAGGCGAUUAUCAAAAGUCCAAAAGGAAAUUAUAACUUUGAAACCGGAAGACAUUAAAAUCUUGGUGCCUUUGAAUGUAGCCCUGGUUGAAGCUGGAAAUAAGAAAAAUUGCAGGAUUUCUAUGAGAGUGCUUGGAUUAAAAUGGCACGAGCACAAUGGAAAUGUUCUUAAGCUGGUGCUGGUAGCGUUGCAAACCGAAUUCCUAAGGGAUUACACCCAAAGGAACAGCGAAUGGACGAUAAGCGCCUUUGAUAUACUGGAAUGCGGCAUGUUGGCUCAAAUACCUGGUCAAAGAAAACCAAUUUAAAGGAUUAUUGAAAAAUAAAUUCACCUCAAAUUAUAGAAAAUAAAUUCACAUUCUUUCAA